AUGGACUGUGCGGUCCAGCGCUUGCGGACUGAAGACUUCGGCAUGUGCCUCCGACAGGUGCGCGAGCCAAAGGAGGCUUGGACAAAGAGCCUCGAUGCUUUUGCGGACCUGCGGCAAUCCGUGCGUGAUUUCGCGAAGGAGAAGGACGCAGCAAAGCGCAAACAGCUUAUUGCGGAUGCUGUGGCAAAGGCUGCGCCCGCCGCUUCGUCCGCCCGAAGCGCCGGCCUCAAGGAGCUGGCCGACGUGCUGGAGUCCUUCCAGAAAGAUCUGACCAGCCUCGCCGGAGGGGCGCCGGCCGAGCUCCUAGGUCGUUGCGACCAGGUGCGGGACGUGGAUCUCGUUCGGCUGGGUGUGCGACUGGAGGACCGAGGAAAUGAGGGCUAC
Messenger RNA from Symbiodinium sp. CCMP2456, 384 nucleotides. Lineage: Eukaryota; Dinophyceae; Suessiales; Symbiodiniaceae. The record is from the annotation of a GenBank genome assembly.